Messenger RNA from Piliocolobus tephrosceles (Ugandan red Colobus), 1344 nucleotides. It is a transcript of the gene EXOSC1, whose product is annotated as exosome component 1. Gene Ontology annotation, biological process: RNA processing. Gene Ontology annotation, cellular component: nuclear exosome (RNase complex); cytoplasm. The coding region runs from base 712 to 1041 and encodes 109 amino acids. The record is from RefSeq and is a predicted model, not a curated record. Gene Ontology annotation, molecular function: RNA binding. The transcript has 7 exons. Lineage: Eukaryota; Metazoa; Chordata; Mammalia; Primates; Cercopithecidae.
CUCUUAGUUUCUUCUAGCGGUGUCGCUGUUGUUGUGCACUUAGCCACCACACACUAGUUGUGUUGAUCUCGCUUGGUUGUGCUGCUGACCCUCGGGGAGGGAGGUUGGGACAAAAGCGGAUGCGAACUCAGUAACCCAGCCCAGCUCAGCCCAGCAGUGAGUUGUAUAUUGUAUGAAUGUUGCUUCGCUCUCCGGCUUUAUCUAGUGCCACUAUCUCCACCUCACUGACGCAAUCUAAUCAUACAGUCUUUUCUAUUUGUAGAAGUUAUAAUCACAGUCUUGGCUUGCCCUUUUAAAAAAAAUUUAUAACACACUAGCUUCUUUCAGUGUCAGUAAUGCGCCAAGCUUUCUCCUGCUACAGAGCCUUUGUAACAUGCCAUCUAUCUGGAACGCUUCUGUCUUCCUAGGCCUGUUUAAUUCCUACCUCCAUUAGAUAGCUUCUGUAUUAUCACCUCAGAGAAGCCCUUCUGGACCCACUAAUUGAGGAAAGGAGUUUUGUGGGAUGUUUUGUUUUUGUUUGUUUUGUUAAAGACUCACAAAAAACUGUCCCUUUUCUUCCAAGCACUUAUGUCAGCGUAUGAUUAGACACUCAGCUUCCUGUGGUGUCUGUAGUGAGAGAAACAGAGUCCCAGUUACUGCCAGAUGUGGGAGCUAUUGUAACCUGUAAGGUCUCUAGUAUCAAUUCACGCUUUGCCAAAGUACACAUCCUAUAUGUGGGGUCCAUGCCACUUAAGAACUCUUUUCGAGGAACUAUCCGCAAGGAAGAUGUCCGAGCAACUGAAAAAGACAAGGUUGUUGGUUGAAAUUUAUAAGAGUUUCCGCCCAGGUGACAUUGUCCUGGCCAAAGUGAUCUCCUUAGGUGAUGCACAGUCCAACUACCUGCUAACCACUGCCGAGAACGAGCUGGGAGUGGUGGUAGCCCACAGUGAGUCAGGUAUUCAGAUGGUUCCCAUCAGCUGGUGUGAGAUGCAGUGCCCUAAGACCCACACUAAAGAAUUCCGGAAAGUAGCCCGAGUACAACCUGAAUUCUUGCAGACCUAAGAAGCCACUUUUUACCCCAUGGAAGGGGGUAAGCUGUUCCUGAGUAUAACACCAAGAUGCUGCUAUCUAUUCAAACACCUGGCGUCGGCCAACAGCCACUUCCAGAAAAAUCUGCCAGAAACUUAUGCUGUAGAUGGAACACGUUUCUGUGAACCUAUCAGUGGAUUUCAUUCUCUUGAGUAAUAAAACUUACCUUUUCAAGGCACCAACAAACAAAACUGUGAUAUUGGAAAUAGCCUAUCCCCCCGACAGUCCUUAUAAAUACAUAUUUUUUGUUAUGAUAAAACUUUUUUACUAAAAGGA